AUGCUGCGACAAUAUACUCGUAUGCCUCGGGUAUCAGGGGCGGCAGCCUCAUCACUGCGCCCGCAUCUUGCCCCCAGCGGCGGCCGCCGGUCAUGUCGCCGUCCUUUCACUCAAAAACCACCCCUUCUGAUUCUCUCCCCGCAACGAGGCCGACCUCAACUGUCUUUCCUUUCUCCGUCACCUAUCAGUCGAGCUCUUCCUCCACUAUCUAUCCAUCUUCAACAGCACUUUGCAAGACUCGUAUCCACCGAAAGCCGCGGCCACUUGAAACAACGCAUGUCCCGUGUGCUGCGACUUAGCUUGUCACUCGGCGCCAUUCUUGUCUUUUACGAGAUGAUUAAAAUAGGGGUGUACCAGGAGGAACUAGAGCACAGAUGGCCAACGCCGCCGGAAUGGACAUGGAAAAGUCGCUGGUGCCUGCGGUCCGCUGAGGCGUGGCAGCACCCUGAGGAGAUUGGAAGGUUGAUGAGCGAUUGGCCGAUGGUCGCAGGUUUCUGCCGGGAGUUGAUAAUGCGGUUGGAAGAUCCAGAAGGUGAAGGGAAAGGGCUUGUCGAGCUAGAGGAAGGUGGAAUUCUUAUCGAGGGUAUCGGAAAGACUGGAUUCGAUAUAUCAGCCAAGAGUGAGCCGUGGAGACGGGGUUACUUCCAAGCUCUUUUGGGCGCUGCGAAGGCCGCAGAAAACCUCGAAGGCUGGCUGACAGACCGAAAGCAACGCAUCUCAGCAUCAGCAGAGUACUUCGUUGGUCCUUCAAACCCCCGUCCCAAGCCUGUGCCAGCUGGCUCGAAGACACCCCGUGAGGAGGACGCUGAGCCGGCCUCGCCAAGUCCGGAGGUGUUCUACAUGAAGAUUCUGACUACUCGUGGCUUUGACACGAGACAGAAACUCGAUGCUGCUCUAUCGUAUGCAGAUUGGCUAGAUUACAAGGGGCUUCAAGACACCGCGGCUGAUAUGUAUACCUGGGCGAUGGACAUUGCUGCGUCCGGCUCCCCAGUCGAUGCCGAGAAAGUGGUAGAUCUGAAAACUGGUGUCGUCAAAGAUGGCAACCAAGCUGCGCCUUCGGAAAACAUCCUCCGGGUAUCUACCGCUCUCGCAGUCCACCACGCCCGACACGGAAACCUACCAACAUCCCUAUCCAUUUUCACCUCCGUCCUGAAAGCCCGUCGUGCCGCCUUGCCACCUCCCCCAGGCACCGUGCUUCCUACUCCUCCAUAUGUACGAAAACCAACAAGCGAUCCCUUCACUUCUUUCUUCAACACCCUCAAAACCAUAUUCAUUACCGCUGAAUUCCCGCCGGCCCCGUUGUCUGGAAACGACCCUCCUUUCAAAACAGCAACAUCUCCCUGCGAUGAAGCGGGCCUAAUGACAUACAUCGGCGAAAUCAUUUACGCCUCGUCCUCCAAAGAAAAAGGUCUAGCAUGGACCCGCGACGCAGUCGACCUCGCCGAAACCACUUUCCCUGAAACCGACACAAGCAAUCCAAACAACCGCUGCGCCGAAUGCCUCCGCGUCAGUCUAGGAAAUUGGAAGACAAUGGUCUCACAACUUCUCGAAAAUGCCAAGAAAGACGAAGAAGAAUCCGUUGAAAAGGCCCAGAGCGGAUCCUCUUGGUUCCGUGGCCCCUCGAAGAAACAAAUCGAGGCAAAGACGAAUGAGAGGAAUAGAUGGGAAGCUGAGCAGUUUAUCUUAGACGGCCGGAUCAGAAAACUGCAGCCGAUUACUGAGAUGGAGUCUGCCUUGAGUGGUAUUGUACCGGGUGUUGGGUUGUUUGUAUAG
Messenger RNA from Aspergillus puulaauensis, 1773 nucleotides. RefSeq lists its product as uncharacterized. NCBI's taxonomy places the organism in Eukaryota, Fungi, Ascomycota, Eurotiomycetes, Eurotiales, Aspergillaceae. The coding region runs from base 1 to 1773 and encodes 590 amino acids. The transcript has a single exon. The record is from RefSeq and is a predicted model, not a curated record.